This is a messenger RNA of Malassezia japonica, 954 nucleotides long. RefSeq names its product ribonuclease T2. The transcript is spliced from 2 exons. The coding region runs from base 1 to 954 and encodes 317 amino acids. Gene Ontology annotation, molecular function: ribonuclease T2 activity; RNA binding. Gene Ontology annotation, cellular component: extracellular region. NCBI's taxonomy places the organism in Eukaryota, Fungi, Basidiomycota, Malasseziomycetes, Malasseziales, Malasseziaceae. Gene Ontology annotation, biological process: RNA catabolic process. The record is from RefSeq and is a predicted model, not a curated record.
AUGUUCAAGUUCGGUGCUCUCGUUACUCUCACCCUGGCCGCCGUGGCCCAGGCUAAGCUUUACUCGAACACGAGCGAGUCGAACCACACUUGUGCGCUCCAGAAGCCUAUUGUGUCGUGCUCGGCUGCUGCUCUUGACCUGGCCAACAUCGACACUUGCUGCCAGGAGACGUACGGUGGCCUUGUCCUCUCCACCCAGUUCUGGGAUACCUACACUGGCCGCGAAAAGGAGGGCCAGAUCCUUCCCAAGAACCACUGGACACUGCACGGUCUCUGGCCCGACCUUUGCAACGGCAACUACACGCAGUACUGCGACUUUGACCGCCAGUAUGACCCUGAGCCUUCCCCUCCCGUUGUGAACGGCAAGACGGUGCCGAAGUACAACGGCCCUGGUGUGGACAAGUUCGUGGAGAACUUCGGCCGUUACGACCUCCUCAAGUGGAUGAAGACCUUCUGGGUGUCGCAGGGCCAGAGCAACGAGGCUUUCUGGGCCCACGAGUUUAGCAAGCACGGUACUUGCUACAGCACCUUUGACACUCCUUGCUACGGUAAGCACUACCAGAAGCACGAGGACGUCGUUGAGUUUUUCGAGACUGCCGCCAUGUACUACAACCGCCUGCCUACCUACAAGUGGCUCAAGGAUGCUGGUAUUGAGCCGAGCAACAAGACCACGUACUCGCUUAGCGACAUUCAGUCUGCCCUCAAGAAGCAUUACGGUGCCACUCCUUACAUCGGUUGCAGCGGCCCGCGUUACAACGAGACUUCCAAGAACAGCACCGACCACGGCAGCACUGUGCUGAGCGAGGUCUGGUACUUCAGCCACGUCAAGGGUCGCCCGCAGGAGGGCAACGCCGUCCACAUCGACUCGACCACCAACUCGACUUGUGCGAAGGCCGACGGUGCGAUUAAGUACUACGAGCGCACUCCUUCGAGCGAGAAGUCUGUGAGCAACUAA